AUGCCAGAAGGUUCUACUGGGGGAAGUCGACCUGAGACAACGCCGGGAUCGGCCACCGCCAUACCAAAAAACAAUAAACGCCGAAAUCUCAUGGAACUCUAUCCGUUCCCCCUACCAAUAACACCCAUAUACCUUCCUUCAAUCACCAACAACCCUUUGUCGUGGCUCGUAGCUGGCUAUGCCUACUGGACCGCUUUCCCCAAACUCGCCCUGUUCUCGGACGAAAGCCGUGCUAACCAACCUUCGCUCACGCCUGUUAACUGCGAAUACGAGUACAUUUCCUCUGCCAUUAUUUUCAAGGUGACUUCUCCCUCAGGCAUGAUCACCCUCUGGCGGUCGGGUUUCUUCGGUAAAGGCUCCCUUUCCCGUUCUGACCCGUCCUGGUCCACGAGAACGGCACGGAGGGUGAUGGGCGUUGGUACGGUUUUGACAAGCGAGGAGAUCACCAACUUGAGAAGGCAGGAACGGAUGGGGUUCAAGAAUGCCAGAGAUCGUGUUCAACAAAUGGAAUUGGAAUUGCGCAGGCUCAUGUCCCAGGAAACCACCCCUGAGAAAAUCAUCAAAGAGAGAACGGCCGUUUUGGAGGCGGAAAAGACAAAGCUAGCGGAGUUACGCGCUGACCUUCAGAAAAAGCCGGUAAAGCUAGCGACUACACCCAUUGACGAGGAAAUCAGAGAGGAGGAUCUUCAGUUAGUGCACCCAGUCACGGGUGAGCUUACGCAGCUCGAGUACCUCCAACUCAUGCCCUGUGAAGCUGUCUUUCUUACUCUAAUUGGCUGUCUAAAAGUUCCGGCCCUACCGACUUCAUGGUCAGUCCUCCAAAUGGUUGUCAGUGGAAGCGCCAACUGUGAAGAGUUGAUCAGAUGCAUCGUGUACCACCACUACCGUUCACUCGGGUGGUGUGUCCGCUCGGGAAUCAAGUUCGGCACUGAUUUCUUGUUGUACAAAGGAGGUCCGCCCUUCACCCACGCUGAGCACGGGAUCAUUAUUAUGCAGAACCAAAAGGGCUGCAGGAACACGCGCUGGGUAGAUAUAUCGGGAACUGCCAGAGUGGUUGGGGGUGUGAAGAAAAAUAUGAUUAUUGCAUUUGUGGAUGUGCCCGAGCAGGAUGCGUAUGCCAAGGUUGUGGAUGGAAAAGAACACGAUGAGGUGAAGUUGGGAGUAUUAUAUGGGUUGUAUAAAGUUACUGAAGUAGGGUACAGACGAUGGGUCCCGAGCAGAAACAGAGAAUAG
This is a messenger RNA of Babjeviella inositovora NRRL Y-12698, 1233 nucleotides long. RefSeq names its product tRNA splicing endonuclease subunit (gene SEN2). Gene Ontology annotation, molecular function: tRNA-intron lyase activity; nucleic acid binding. NCBI's taxonomy places the organism in Eukaryota, Fungi, Ascomycota, Pichiomycetes, Serinales. The record is from RefSeq and is a predicted model, not a curated record. Gene Ontology annotation, cellular component: tRNA-intron endonuclease complex. The transcript has a single exon. Bases 1 to 1233 code for a protein of 410 amino acids. Gene Ontology annotation, biological process: tRNA-type intron splice site recognition and cleavage; tRNA splicing, via endonucleolytic cleavage and ligation.